GUGUUGUUGUCAACAUGAAAGUUCUGUAGUUUACGGGCUCUACAGAAGACUGAGGUCAUUUCUGUGUGAAUGGGCGUCGACACAAAGUUACCUCAUAAGGGUAGUGAGGUCACAGUGCCCUGUAGAGGCGGAGCUGAGGUAGCUGCUGUUAUUCAUGAAACCAUGUUUUCUUUCUGAAAGACGGCUUCAUGCUUUUAGUAAUUCAGCAGGAGUUCAGAAACAUUGCAGGUUAACUCGGUGGCUGUUAAGUCCUCCAUGACGGCUCUCACUCCGGGCGCUUGCCACUUGUUUCAUGGCUCAGGUUGUCGGAACUUUCCAGGAGAAACCGUCUGCUUGAAUCGGCGAAGACCUUGCGAGGGGACUGAAUACAGACUUCUUUUCUUUCUUUCUUUCUUUUUGAGUCUGCUAAUAUUUCGUAAUGGUAAUGUUUAGGUUUAAACGGCACUUCUUCACCGCGGUGGCAUUCAUCGUGGUGUCAACCCUGCUGCUGGAAUGUACCACAGCAUGUCAGAAUGGGGAUCAAAAUGAUUCUGGUGAAGUAUGCCGGCAUCUGAAAUUGACCUCAGCACCCUGCCUGGAGUCUGAAUGUGUCAGCGUCUGUGUUUGGAGGCAGCAACGUGGUCCACGUAAGGCCCGAGAGAUUAAAAUUAAGCCCCAAAGUUUAAACAAUUCUUUUAAAAACAAGAAAAACAAGAAAAAGUGUAACAGUGAAACACUAGGGGAAACAAGAGUCAGAUGUGACUGGGUGCCGGUGGGUUUUUUCCAGGCUGUAGCAGGAACUUCUGUCACUAUUUCUUACAGAACAACAUCAGAGAUCAGUGUCAACUAUGAAGUUCCAGACCCCAAACCAGACUUUGAUUUGUCUGUGAAUCAGUCAUCUAAAUCUGUUACUGUCACUGUGGAGCCUGGACACAAAGUCAGAACCAGGUGGUGCUACUUAAAAAGCAAAGAGGGCUGCAUUGGUGGCAUACCUGCGAUUACUAUUGAUCCUUCAAAGUCUCGAUCAGCUCUUCUCGAAAUCCCUUUCCUGCUGCCCUGUGUCUCUGUGCAGGCAUAUUACACCCAUCCAGAUGCUUCCAGACGCCAGAAGUACCCAUUUCAGGGUGAAAGCCUGGCAGAUGUCACAGAUGUUUGGCGCUCCUCUAAACUCAUUCCGUUCGAGUCCCAUCUUCAAUGGAGCUCAGAAUGUCCAGCCAUUGACUUUCAGAUCUCUGCCUCCCUCUGCUGGCAGCAUGAACACCUCUGCACAACUGUACUCGACCUCACACCGCAGGAGACAGGAGAUGGAAACCUAAAUUAUAACACAUCUGCUGUUGACAAGCACCCUAACAUGUGUGUAAAGUUUUCUCUUCAAGGGAGCAAUAAAAUCUACUGCCCCUUCCACUCUCGCAAGUCACCAUGGAAGGUGUACAUCAGACCAGGAAGGCAGAGCAUGUUUUUGUAUCUCACUUCUUCCAUUCCAGCAAAGUUCUCAGCUCAAGUCUGUGCCCUAAGUGGGGAGGGAUGUACACCCAUGGGCCAGGUCCACUCUACAACAAUUGAAGGGAAUUCUACUGAGACAAGGAUGCUUGUUCCUCUUCACCUCAGUGCUGAGAAGAUUUGCGUGCAGGUGUGGCAGUCUGAUCCGGUUCUUCUUGGUAGAAGAAUUCUGUGCAUGGAUGGCUCGCAUAACCGAUGGGGCUUAUGUGCUGUUGCCGCUCUAGUAGUUGUGGUUGCGAUUGUGUUACUGGGAGUAUUCAUCCACCGUCUCACCAAGAUCAGAGCUGCAGGUUGGAUUUCCAUCCAGACCCCAGUGCUGCUGGUAUGCUCAUCAGAGCAUUCAGCCCAAGUCUCUGCCAUGUGUGCAUUAGCCUCAAUCCUGCAGGGUGACCUGAGUGCCACUGUGCACAUGGCUCUGUGGUCCCAAAGCUCUCAAACACAGGCCGGGGCAAGGGCUGGGUCUGGAAAUGGAGUGGCAGAUCUGGGUCCACUUCCCUGGCUGUAUGGGCAGUGGGAAACUGUGCUCAAAGCACAAGGAAAAGUGCUGAUAAUAUGGAGCCCUGAAGCAAAGAAGACCUAUGAGACAUGGAGGGAGGAGAGGGUCAAAAACAAGGGAAAGGAUGAAGAAAAAGAUGGAGAGAAAGAAAAGGACCUUGAAGAGAAUUUAAAACUAUAUGGAAGAAAACUGGGGAAAUCCAAAAAUGAGAAAGCUACAGGAGAAAGAUUGCAUUCAAUUACCGGUAUGGAUUAUAGAGACUGCUACCCGCAUAAUGAGCCCUCUUCAGUGAUAGCACCAGUGUUUAUGGCUGCUCUGGCCUGCCUGGAGGGGGCGCUGCAGGAGUGCAAGUGUCAAGGAGUGGCUCUUGUCUACUUUCAGGGACUUUGCCGCAGCAGAGACAUCCCGAAAGCCUUCAGAGGAAUCCCCCGGUACUGUUUACCGCAGGAUUUCAGGGGUAUAAUACAGGAGCUGGGAGGGAUCAGAAGACAGACAAAAACAGGUACAUUCAGGUGGCACUGCUGGCCCAGGCUCCUCUCUAAAAUGCUGUCAAUAUGGCUGGCACGACGGUUGGCCCGAAGUCUACAAGCGCUGCUGCCUCAGACGCAUGGAAAGAAAAUGCAGGGGUCAAGUGUCACAACGUCACUUAAAAUGAACUCAGAUAAGACGCAGAGUGGGCUCAAGUUGCCACUGGCAUCAAACAAGGCAAGGCCAGGGACUGUGCAAGAGCACGAGCCGCUCCACGUGUCCUCAUGAAGAGCAGACACACUUUCAUCUCAAGUUUCUGAUGGAGACGGACUUUUGUUCUGCUGGAAACAUGAAACAUGCCAGAGACACUGGAGAUAGUGUUACAUUGUGAGCACCCCAGGACAAACACCCUGGAACUAUUCAUUACUUGUCAGCAGCAUUAAAAUGUAACCCCUGGUUUUGCAUAUUAACAGCAGAAAUACUCCGUCCUGUCACAUGCUUUAAGUUUUGACUAUUCGCUCUUUAUGUCGCUUUCAUGACCAGGACUCAAACACCUGUCUUGUCUCUGUAAAUAUGCAACUGCUAUGGAAAUCUGUUUGCAAAUUUGAUCGAGUACGAGUUUAUUUGGUGUUUUGAAACAGGUGAAAAGAGGAAAUGACUUGAACUAUAGGGUGCUUGACUGUUUGACAGUUAGUCCUUGUGGUGGUGUGUUCAAGUGUUUUACAUAUUUAUUCCAUUAGACUUUGAACCUGAAAGUCUACUGCAGCCUUGUUAAGAGCAGACUUUGUUAGUCUGCAGCCAGAGUAUUACAUAUUUGCACACAUAAAUAAAGUAAAAACAAAGAACAUA
Molecule: messenger RNA, 3292 nt
Organism: Labrus bergylta (ballan wrasse)
Lineage: Eukaryota; Metazoa; Chordata; Actinopteri; Labriformes; Labridae
Gene: il17re
Product: interleukin-17 receptor E
Molecular function (GO): interleukin-17 receptor activity
Source: RefSeq, a predicted model, not a curated record